AUGGCAAAGGUUAUCAAUGCCGGGAAGAGCACAUACAAUGAAGACCAAGCCAGCUGUGAGGUACUCACUGUGAAGAAGAAAGCAGGGGCCAUUACCUCAACCCCGAACAGGAACUCCACUAAGAGACGGUCCUCCCUUCCCAAUGGGGAAGGGCUGCAACUGAAGGAGAACUCGGAAUCAGAGGGCGUUUCCUGUCACUACUGGUCGCUGUUUGACGGUCACGCGGGGUCUGGGGCUGCCGUGGUGGCCUCCCGCCUGCUGCAGCACCACGUCACGGAGCAGCUGCAGGACAUCGUGGAGAUCCUGAAGAACUCAGCGGUCCUGCCGCCCACCUGCCUGGGCGAGGAGCCCGAGAACACGCCCGCCAACAGCCGGACUCUGACCCGCGCAGCCUCGCUCCGCGGAGGCGUGGGGGCCCCGGGCUCCCCCAGCACCCCGCCCACGCGCUUCUUUACGGAGAAGAAGAUUCCGCACGAGUGCCUGGUCAUCGGGGCUCUUGAAAGUGCGUUCAAGGAAAUGGACCUACAAAUAGAACGAGAGAGGAGUUCAUAUAAUAUAUCUGGUGGCUGCACAGCCCUCAUUGUGGUUUGCCUCUUGGGGAAGCUGUAUGUGGCGAAUGCUGGCGAUAGCAGGGCCAUAAUCAUCAGAAAUGGAGAAAUCAUCCCCAUGUCUUCAGAGUUUACCCCUGAGACUGAGCGCCAGCGACUCCAGUACCUGGCAUUCAUGCAGCCUCACUUGCUGGGAAAUGAAUUCACACAUUUGGAGUUUCCAAGGAGAGUACAGAGAAAGGAACUUGGAAAGAAGAUGCUCUACAGGGACUUUAAUAUGACAGGCUGGGCAUACAAAACCAUUGAGGAUGAUGACCUGAAGUUUCCCCUUAUAUAUGGAGAAGGCAAGAAGGCCCGAGUAAUGGCAACUAUUGGAGUGACCAGGGGACUUGGGGACCAUGACCUGAAGGUGCAUGACUCCAACAUCUACAUAAAACCAUUCCUGUCUUCAGCUCCAGAGGUAAGAGUCUACGAUCUCUCCAAAUAUGAGCAUGGAGCAGAUGAUGUGCUGAUCUUGGCCACCGAUGGACUCUGGGAUGUUUUAUCAAAUGAAGAAGUGGCAGAAGCCAUCUCUCAGUUUCUUCCUAACUGUGAUCCAGAUGACCCUCACAGGUACACACUGGCAGCUCAGGACCUGGUGAUGCGUGCCCGCGGUGUCCUGAAGGACAGAGGAUGGCGGAUAUCUAAUGACCGGCUGGGCUCGGGAGACGACAUUUCUGUAUAUGUCAUUCCUUUAAUACAUGGGAACAAACUUUCAUGA
Molecule: messenger RNA, 1308 nt
Organism: Puma concolor (puma)
Lineage: Eukaryota; Metazoa; Chordata; Mammalia; Carnivora; Felidae
Source: RefSeq, a predicted model, not a curated record